AUGGCGGACGUGCGAGCACCCAGACCGUCCACCGACGAAGAGACGGCCCCGCUCCUCCAGAAUGCCUCCCAUCCCGACGAUGCUCCUGCGGAACAAGGCGAAGAACCCUCAUACCUUGACCGCCUUGCCGCCAUCGUGCAGGAGCCUUUGUCUCCGCUGACAAAACUCUUGCUUAUCGCUACUCUUGUUUUCCUACUCCUGAGCUCCGUCUUCAUCGGUCUUUUCGCCGGUGCGCAACACAAGCUGAACAGCGGCGAAGGACAUGGACGGUCGACUGUCACGGUGACGUCUACGGCUACGACUACCGCGACUACCACCUCGCAGGCUACUACCACCGCCGUAACCACCACCACAGUCUCAGUCCCUCUCCCGGGUCCGACGGUCCCUCCCGAGGAGCCUGUAUGCCUGUCACCCUCGUGCAUCAGCCUCGCCUCCUCCGUGCUUUUGGGCAUCGACGAAUCCGAGGACCCCUGCGAGAACUUCUAUGACUUCGCCAACGGCGGAUGGCUCAAAGCCAACCCCAUUCCCUCCGACAAGGGCAAGUUUGGCCACUUUGAAGAGAUCGCCCAGCAGAACAAACGUCUGCUUCAGCAGAUCCUCUCCGAGGACUCCUCGUUCCACUUCUCCGAGGCGUCGUCCCUUACUGCAUCCAACCCAUACGAUGAACAGUUGCUUAAGAAGCUUCGUGGCCUCUAUGACUCGUGCAUAGACGAGGACUACCUCAACGAGGUUGGCGAGGCACCUUUGAAAGAAGUCACGGAUAAGAUCCGCCAACUCUUCCACGGCAAGACGACUGUUGUAGACCACUUUGAGCCCACCCCGGAGAAGGAGAGGGAAAGGCUGACAGCUACGGUUGCAUACCUUCACUCGCGUGGUAUUGGUGGCCUGUUCUCCUACGUUAUUGACGGAGACGUCGGGAACGACCCCAACUUCAUGACACUCUGGAUAAGCCAGCCUGAUCUGGGUCUUCCCUCCAAGGAGUAUUAUGAGGAAGAGUCUAUUGUCGACCUAUAUCAGAGCACACUGCAGCGCCUCCUCGUGACGCUCGAUAAUGAGGACGAUGCGCUUUUGCCAGAAGAACUCACAGAAGAGGAGACGCACAAGCUGGUCGUUCACGAGGAGCGUCUUCGAGUCUGGCCUCCUUGGCCCUGGCCGCCUUGGGGUGAUGACGACGAUGGGGACAAGGACAGCCCGAAAGAGAAUCGCACCGAGCGUGCACACAGGCUCGCGAAGGCCGUGAUCGAGUUCGAAAAGCGAAUUGCGAACGCGAGUCUCGACCUCGACGUCUUGUACCAGGAUCCGGUUGCAACCUACAACCCCGUCCCUUUCAAGAUCGUCAGCGACUCUCUCCCACAGUUCGACUUCUCGACGUACUUCUCCGCUUUCGUCCCGCGCAACUUCCCCUCGACGAUCAUCCUCACCUCUACGACGUACCUCCCGUCCCUCUCGGCUAUCUUGAACGAGACGGAUCGUGACGUGCUCGAGGCGUACUUCGUCACUCGCGCCGGGCUCGAGUACGCGUCGUAUCUGGGGCUCGACACCGAGGCUUGGAAGGCCGUGCGCAGCCUCAACGAGGUGCUCAAUGGGAUCAAGAAGGGCGCUGUCGGCGACCGCGCGGAGUACUGCGUGUCCCAGGUGGAGAAUGCGUUGGGCUUUGCGCUGGGAAGGUACUUUGUGAGGGAGACGUUUGGCGGGGAAUCGAGGAAGGUCGCGAGGAAGGUCAUCACCGACAUCAUCGGGGCUUUCAAGCAGUCGCUGAAGAAGCUCGAGUGGAUGGACGAAGAGAGUGCUGCCGCCGCUGCCGGAAAGGCGGACGCACUGCGCGUCAAGGUCGGGUACCCGCUCUCGCCCAACACCGAGGACCCUCGCUCUCUCGCUAGCUACUAUGCUCGCGUUAAAAUCAACAACGACACGUUCUUCGAGAACAUCCUUAGUGCCGAGAUCUCUGAGCAAGUCCGCACAUGGUAUCAGAUCGGGAAGCAGCGCGACCCCCUGUCUUGGGAGAUGUAUGCGUCUACCGUCAACGCGUACUUUAAUCCGCCCGCCAAUGAGAUCGUCUUCCCGGCCGGUAUCCUCCGGCCUCCAUUCUUCCAGGUUGACUGGCCUGGCUACAUAAAUUACGGGUCGUUUGGACACGUCGCUGCUCAUGAGCUCACACACGCGUUCGAUUCGGCAGGCCGGCUGUACAACCAGGACGGAAAGUUGGAAGAGUGGUGGACGAACACGACGAGCGAAGGCUUCAACGUCCGUCAGAAGUGCAUCGUGGACCAGUACUCCAACUACACGGUCGAUGAUGGCAAGGGCGGCAAGAUCCACGUCAACGGCAAUCUCACUUCUGGCGAGAAUAUCGGCGACAGCGGUCUCAUCCAGGCGUUCCGAGCUUGGAAGGCGCAGUACAGUGAAGAUACCGAGGUCCUUCUUCCUGGGUUGAACUACACUCGCGAGCAGCUAUUCUUCAUCUCGUUCGCCCGCAGCUGGGGUCAGAACAUCAAGCCUGAGGCUGCCGUCGCAAGAGUACGUACAGACCCGCAUUCACCCAACCGCUACCGCGUGGAUGGCACCGUCUCGAACAUCCCGGAGUUUGCAGCAGCGUUCAACUGCUCGCCGAAGGCGAAGCUCAACCCUCCACAGGAGAAGAGGUGCCUCUUUUGGUGAAGGAGACGACAGGAAGGAGGAGAUUGUACAACAUCGACGCUAUUUAUGCAACAGACUGAAUACACUACACACGUGCAUUAGUGGCUCUUGAUAGAUGACGGCCGCUCUACGUGAGCCAGUCAAUACAUCAGUCUCCGGCCGUCAAUAUCAGUCCAUUUCGGCGAGGUACAUGUCAUGGCCACGAGGGAACGACAAUGAUACUGCCGAAAGGGUCGGCAGAGUGGGCUCGGUGUCCUGUGUGCCGAGCCCGUGCAAAUACAGGAAGAAGCGAGAGACAAAGACGGGGAUUAGG
This is a messenger RNA of Dichomitus squalens LYAD-421 SS1, 2947 nucleotides long. Its product is annotated as metalloprotease. The record is from RefSeq and is a predicted model, not a curated record. Lineage: Eukaryota; Fungi; Basidiomycota; Agaricomycetes; Polyporales; Polyporaceae. Gene Ontology annotation, molecular function: metalloendopeptidase activity. Gene Ontology annotation, biological process: protein processing. The transcript has 18 exons. Bases 1 to 2655 code for a protein of 884 amino acids. Gene Ontology annotation, cellular component: plasma membrane.